GAAGAGGGUGGUCAGACUGCUGCUGCUGCUGCUGCUGUUGAUGUUGAUGAUGAUGAUGAUGAUGAUGAUGAUGAUGAUGUUGAAGAAGUGAAGGUUCUUGUGAGUCCGCGAACCCUCUGGUGGUGGGCUGACAGAGGAGGCGACCAUGGGAGAGGAGGGGGACACCUACCCCGACAUGAAGCCUUUUCCUCUGCUGUGGCCUCUCCCCAGGCUCCGCUCACACAGUGACACCUCCGGAUUUUGCUCAAGAGUGCUCUCCAGGCUCCGGGGAGCCCGCUCAGUUGAUGGGUUGGAGAAAUCGUCCUCGUUGGCCAGUUGUGACGUGGUGGUUGAAAGCGCCACCAAUGCCCAGAAUGCACCUGCAUCACGGCCACAGCGGGGGAAGCUGUCGUCACUAGGAAAACUGUUCAAACCCUGGAAGUGGAGAAAGAAGAAGACCAGUGACAAGUUCCAGGACCUUUCCAAAGUUCUAGAGAGAAAAAUCUCCACCAGACAAACGAGGGAGGAGCUCAUCAAGAAAGGAGUUCUUAUCCCCGACCAAGAAGACCCAGUUGGCAGUCAAAAUCUCAACGGCCAUGCCACAUCCAGUGUGACAUCAGAGGAGGUCAAGGUUGACAUCGAGGCCCCAGAAACACUGCUGCAAGAAAAGGCCACUGUGCCAGUCAGCACUGAGGACAAAACAGCUAAAUCCUCCAACUCAAAGAAGGCCGGAGGCACGGCGAAAACUACCCCCACCACCACCCCUCGUUCUCGCGCGCCGAAGGACUCGGGUGCCGCGGCACAGACUGACGGGAAGGAUGCAAGGACCAACCGGAAAGCAUGCGCUGCCCCCUCUACCUCUGUACCUCAAAAGGCCACCGCAGAGACUCCUAGCCAGCCUGGGGGGCUGAAAUCCUUGCCCCUUUCCUCAGGCACCAAACCUACUUCAUCCAAAGCCUCGGGCAACGAGACGCAGGCGACUCGGACUGCUUCGCAAUCUGCUCCCAACGGCUCUGCUGCGGGUGAGGAGAAUCACAAAGGUGUGGCUGCUGAUCCUUCCGCCCAGUCUCCCUUUGUCAACACUGCCACAGAGGACACUUCCUUCACGGAGGGAGAGACCGACAAAGGCUCACAGGGGGAGAAACGAGGGAGGAUGGGAGGGGAGGGGGGAGAGGACGAAAAGAAGAAUGGAGAAGCCGAUUCUGCUGUGGGGAACAGUCCGAGGUCGGCCGAGGGCCAAGCUGAAAAGACGCAGGGCCUGAGUGUGAGGACUGAUCAGGCAGAGGUGACGGUAAUCCCUGAUAGGCCGAGGGACAGCCAAGCUAGUGACUCCGACUCCGACGGCCCGAUCCUGUACCGGGACGAGGAAGAGGAUGAGGAGGAGGAUGAGUACACAAACAGUUCUCUGGCCAUCAAGAUCCGACGACGAGACACCCUCAACAUCAAACUUGGGAACCGACCCAGCAAGAAGGAGCUGGAGGAGAAAAACAUUCUGCCACGGAGCUCUGAGACCGAGAGACACGAGCUGCGCCAGCAGAUAGGCAGCAAACUAGUCAGGCGCCUGAGCCAGAGACCCUCCACAGAGGAGCUGGAGCAGAGAAACAUCCUCAAGCAAAAGAAUGAAACGGAGGAGCAAGAAGCAAAGCAAGAGAUUAAAAGGAGACUCUCCAGAAAGUUGAGCGUGAGGCCCACAGUGGCUGAGCUCAUCGCUCGCCGGAUCCUACGUUUUAAUGAGUAUGUGGAAGUAACCGACGCCAAGGAUUAUGACCGGCGGGCGGACAAGCCCUGGACACGUCUCACUCCAGCUGACAAGGCUGCUAUUCGGAAGGAGCUGAAUGAGUUUAAGAGCCGGGAGAUGGAGGUUCAUGAGGACAGCAAGCAGUUCACCAGAUUCCAUCGGCCCUAGGCACGUCAGCACCACGAGCUGCCGGGUCCGCGGCUCCCCCGGCAGCCCCUCGGCUCUCUGGCCCCUCAGUACACGGCUCAGCACACCUUGUUUGGAAUUCUCUUGUUGAUGUAAUUGUGUGUUAUGUAUGUGUUUUAAUGCCCUGGCCGUCCAUAGUGCUCUGGUGUGAUACACAUCUAUAGUCAGAACAGUGGCGUGUAGAACCAUUUAUUUAUUGUAGAUGACCAGGGCCUACCGGUAUGUGAUGGUUUAUUUUUCCUUUUUUGGUUCACUUCAGGCCUUGGAAGUUACCGUAGAGGAGAGUGGCUUGAAAUUGCCAUUGAAGUAAUGAAUGCGGCUCAAGUGUACUGCAACGUUUGUGUACAUGCCUCGUCAUAAACUGCCAAAUGGCCAUAUAUGGGCAUCCUCCUCAGAACAGGAAGUGGGAGCGAUUGGAUGGUUGCGUGUUGUUGUCGGUGCCUAUGUCAUCGAUCAGAGGGGAGGGGAGGCAGUCUGUUCUAUGCCGAUGUGCCUCUCAUUAUUUAUUACCACUAGAGGGCAAUAUAUCAUAAGAGCUGUUGCCUGUAAGGCUGAACCCGAGUGUGCAGACGAAGAAUAACUGCAAAUGUUGCAUUUGGAACUGCUGAAGCUGAGGGCGCAGUGGGCGUCUGAGGCUUUCAUAGUGUGCAGUGCGGUGGGAAUCACUCCGAGCAAUGAGACUUCUAAUCAGUCAGCACCCUCCUGAUGAUACACGAUGAUCAUGCGCCAUCCUUCAUCCUGUGUUGAGUCAUUAAGUGCUGCACUUGCUGUGCAGAGGAUCUACAUUCCACGCGUCUACUUCAGUGUUUCAUUUUUAGGCGUUUGGCUGGAGCUCGUACUCGAGAGUGAUUUGGUGCCAAAGAAAAAGCAGGAGUUUGAUUGCACGUUGUUCUUCUACCGGUUUGACUCUGUCUGGUGGAUUUCUGAUAAAGGUUUUAGGAGUAUGGAGCAGGCGGGCAGCGUUCUACCCCUGAAUGUAAAGUGUAAAGAAUAUCAUUAAUAAUGUUGGUUUUUUUGCUGUGGAUGUAUUUGUUUGUCUGAGCUGUUAGAAGAGGAGUCAGAUCCCCAAGAACAGAUCUGAAGACGGAGAACCUAAACCUAUCAUUUAAGCUGUCAAACAUGUUUAAUGACCAAUAUACGAAACUGGUGGGUAAAAGAAACAUAAUGGCAUACUCACAUCUGGGGAUUGUCAUGUAAGAUUUUUCAUUCCCAGCAUAUUUGGACUCUAAAGAAGAUGUUUGGUGAGCCCAAAGGCUCGUGUCUAAAUAAUAGACUUCCAGCCUCCACAACACUCGUCAUUCUGACAAAUAGUAACUGAAAAAGGGCGGUGGGAGUGAUUCUCUCCCUUCUUGUGAAUGUGAGGAGGUUGUAACAUGAAAUGGUGUACAGUGAUGGAGAAGUAACCGACAGUAUUAUUCCAUGUCAAUGUCUAUGUUGUUGUAUAUUGAUUAUUUUGUACAGAAUGUAUAUGGAGCAUGUGCAUACAUUUAAAUCGACUUAUCUACCAAUAUGAUGCAAUGCAACUCUGAAUGUUUUAAGCUCUGAUUUUAGUUGUCUUAAUUGUUUUUUUAUCCUCCCCAGCCACAGACAAUUCAAAGAGCAGUGCAGCACACGUCCAGGUGCUUUAUAUAUCAUGUUGAAUAACUCUCAUGUCUUCAUCAAUCCUACCGGUUGCCUAAGCAAUGGACCAGACAUUCUGCAGGUGGUCAUAAAUCUGAUUGCUUCAUUUUCCGAUCAGCGGGUGCAAUGCAGCUAUUUCACAGAUCGUGACUGGGUUUAAAAAGCAAUUAAUAAUCCACUGUGAUUUAUUCCUUCAGACGAUCGAUUACCCGGCACAUGCGACAAAACACACACGCGCACAGGAAUACAACUUGACACGGGCGUGACCACACGACAUGCUCAGACAUGUUCAAGUUUCAACACUGGUUUAGGUCCAGUGUGUAAUCCCGGUGCUUUUUCCGAGAGAUGGAAACAUGAGUCUGGUCGGUUGCGUGUAAUGUGAACACGGUGCACACUGACAACAAAUCCUCCAAUCACAGACCAGAGAGCUCUGAUUUCAGAAAGGCCAAUCGAACGUCUUCCCUGGUAAAUACACCUGCACCCCGUCGUCGAUGAGUAAACCUGAGCUGAUUGCGUCUCUUUGAAAAAAGACAAUGAGAUAAAUGAGAUCAAUCUGAACUGGUAUCACCUUAUUUUCAUGUGUACAGCAUUUAGCACCUAUAGGCGGAAUAUAGUCAACGAAGAAAUGCUUAUGCUGCUGAAAGUGGACAUAAAGACAUUUUUAAGCAUUUAUUAAUGUGUUGCCUGCCAACUUUAAAUCCUUGUAUGAAGCAUUCACAGCUAUUUAAGAAUACUAUAUUUGUAAUUUUAUAUAACGUCUAAACACGCUCAUGAACAGUUUACAAACUAUCUUUGAAUGAUUAGUACAUGUGUAUAAAUACAGCUGUUAUGCUGUAAUAGGUUAUGAACUGUUUAUCUACAGCUUAUAAAUGCUAAACUGAGACAUUCAAAUGAAGUGGUACCUAAUAAGAGGCUUAGGAAAUAUUACUUGUAAAUCCAGGCAACAGCUUGAUGUUAUUUCUUUAAACAUGGGGGACUUUAUAAUGCUGAAUCUGAAAGAGUGCUGAAGUCUUUUUCCCCCUGCAACACUGCCUGAAACGUUGUGAAAUGUCCCCGGAUCAAAUCCCUCAUUUCAGGCAGGAGCCACGAGCAGAUUGCUGCCGUUGUUCGGCAAACGUCUUUCGUGAUCUUGAACGCGUGAAAUUUACAGUAAGAUAACAGGAUUUUAUUUGGGCGGGAUUUUUCUUUUCCAACACAAAGGCAGCGAGAUGCUUAAAGCAGCAGAGACCCAAGACGUACAUACAUAUUUCCCAUCUCAUAUAUCAUAAAAACUGUUACGUGCAAACUGUCAAACUGCAUAUUGUUUUUGUACAUAAAGAAUCAUGGAAAAAUC
This is a messenger RNA of Scophthalmus maximus (turbot), 4856 nucleotides long. RefSeq names its product phosphatase and actin regulator 2 (gene phactr2). The record is from RefSeq and is a predicted model, not a curated record. Gene Ontology annotation, biological process: actin cytoskeleton organization. The transcript is spliced from 12 exons. Bases 146 to 1885 code for a protein of 579 amino acids. Gene Ontology annotation, molecular function: actin binding. Lineage: Eukaryota; Metazoa; Chordata; Actinopteri; Pleuronectiformes; Scophthalmidae.